AUGGCUCCACUAACUGAAGAUUUACAGAGAAAAAGAGAAGCAAUUUUAAGGUCAAUGCUAGCAAAAAAAUCUCCGCAACCAGAACUUGGUCAAAUUACUCCAGCAGCAGCUCCUCUCACGCGUAAAAUUCAAACACAUAAUAUAAAAGAUCAAAUACAACAUCAAUCAGGAAGCAAUACUCAGAUGCUGCUCAGGCAAACAACGAGUGUAAUACCUCAAAAAGAAACGAAAUACUCUAAUUCCAAAAUACCCUGGCACAUACAUUCCACACAACAUACUGAUAAAAUAAUUGAGCAUCCAGUAGUUAGAAAAUCCGAGAUUACUAAAUCUAAAAAGCUUCUGAAGAAAGCUAAUAUCUCUGUACAAAAUCCUUCCCUGGCUAAUACAGCACAAAAAAAGUCACUAUCAAACAAUUUAUUCAUCAAGAAAGAGCAUAUAGAAGACUCCAAAAGUUGCGAGCCGAAACAACUUCCAUUGAAAGCUCUAAAAAUAGAAGUACAGGCUCAACUACUUACUCUUUCCCGAUUAGGCUAUAAUUUUGAAGAUAUACCAACUCAUUCUGGCUGUAACCCAUUAUUUUUGCAAAAUUGUUUGUCAGAAUUUCAUUUAAAAAGACAAAAUAUGUUUCGUGGGCUAGUUAUACCUCGUGGACUUCAGGAUUCCCCAGAGAAUCUCUCAAAUACACUCACUGCUCCUAGUUUAUUGGGCACUGAUGCCGAUAUUGAUAAUGAUGACAGCUCAGAGCAAACCAUCGAGCAUUCACAGCCAGAUUCUACUACGCCAACACCAAUACCGACUAAACCAAAUGGUUAUGAAGAUAGUAUUACAACAAUUGAGACUGAAGAAAGACCACCCAAAAGGAUAAAAAUCAUACAGAAGUCCGAAGAGUCAAUUCCACCUUUAAAAGAGCCUAAACCUAAUUCUAUUGUUGCACAAGAUAAACCAAUCAAACCAAAUGCUAAUCUGGUUCAAAACUUGAAAAUAUUAACUCUUCGGUUUAAAUUGGACGUUAAUAAAUUACUUCAACCCUUGAAAAAUGAUACCAUUAAAACAUUUAGGAAAGAAGAUUUCGAAUCUAUUCAAAAAAUCAAUAGAGAUAUGCAAAAUCAAUUUUCAUCAUGGAUUAAUACUGUUAAUGAUAUAUCUGAUAGAUAUUCAACCCCUUUGCAAGUGUUUACAGGUGGGGAGAUGGUCUCACAAAAUGUCGAUGUUUCCAAAGAUUCACCACAAAUAAUGAAUAAUAUGAGCCAAGAGCAAGUAUCCAAAACUGCGUCUACGGUAAUAGGCCAUGAAGACAAACAGAAACUAACAAAUAGCCGUUCUAAUGUAUCAACUUAUAUUCAACCACAAGGGGAUAAACAUAGUCAUUCUUUUGCGAGAAAUCCCAAUGCUGGAAAUCGGCAAAUUGGUAGGGUAAGGUAUCGGUCAAAAGACUAA
Henningerozyma blattae CBS 6284 is the source of this 1437-nucleotide messenger RNA. RefSeq lists its product as uncharacterized. The coding region runs from base 1 to 1437 and encodes 478 amino acids. The record is from RefSeq and is a predicted model, not a curated record. The transcript has a single exon. Lineage: Eukaryota; Fungi; Ascomycota; Saccharomycetes; Saccharomycetales; Saccharomycetaceae.